ACAGCGGGGUCAUCAUGCAGAUCUCAGCUCGUCAACAGAGACACAAUAUCAAUAGAUUCACAUGCGCUCUUGGCUUAGACACGGCUCAUAUGUAUAAGAAGAUGCCUCUGUCCUUUGUUGUUGAGGGCAGCAGCUCGUAUCCAAGUCCAUAUUCCCUGACGCGAUAGCAAACUUGAUCCAAAAUGCUUCCCUCUUUUCUCCUCUCAUCGCUGCUGUGCCUCUCCACAGUCUCAGCUCUGCCCAACCCAAUUAUCGCUGAGAGAGCAGCCUGCGAUUGUACCGGCACUCGCGACGGUGGAUCCAGCUCCAAAGAUUACAUCUGCCGUGAUGCUCGGCUCGGCCCUACGAAGCUUCCAAAGAAGCUCCCGCUGAGCGCAACCGUGGAGAGCUACAACCGCUUCGGUGGCCUUACACCAAUUCAAUUCCUCCAGACAUGGACAGACGAGAAGGGCAACUACAAAUACCCUCCGCAGAAUGGCUUCCAGCUUGACGCGAAUGGCAAUGCCAUCAAUGGCAGCAUGGUUCUCCAGGUCGGAACUCUCGUAGAUCGAUUUGGAAGCGAAUACGGAUCAUACGUCUCUGCUGCCUCUGCUCCCUACUCGCAAAGAGCUCUCCCUCCUUCGAACUUGGCUACAAACCCCGAUACUCCAGACUUCCCGUACAACUACCACGUCUACCGGGUCAUCAAGCCUCUUACAGUGGUUGGAGGACCUAUCGCGCCUUGGUUUGGCCAGCCCGGUCUCGGAGCGCAGUUCUUCACUGGCGAAACUGGCAAUGUCAAGUUUUUGAUUGAGCAAAACUAUUUGCAGAAGGAGGAUCCGUCAGCUCUUGUUUACAAGUCUGAUGGUUGCGCAUGAUUAUUUGGGGUUUGAUUGAGGUGGACUUUAUGUAAUGAUCUUACGACGAACGACUUAUGGAUACGUCAGUCCAUUCGAGUAGAUAAUGUCAACCGGGAACAAUAGUAUCGCUUUUAAGUGUUCCAUUCAUUUGAAGUCGGCAUGCGACAAAAUACGCGGUGUGAUAUUGCAUUCAGCUAUGAUGUCUUCAAUCGAGGUCCGCCAAGGCAUCGAGGGAAAUAUACUUCAAGAAAUCAAUAUUUUUCCGGAUAACAGGUUAGUUUUGUAAGCAUUUUGAUCAUCGCAGACACUUUCGUGCUUGAGCCAGGCGGUCAUAUGGCAACUGAAUAUGCAACCCAGAACUUGG
Messenger RNA from Fusarium odoratissimum NRRL 54006, 1203 nucleotides. RefSeq lists its product as uncharacterized. Lineage: Eukaryota; Fungi; Ascomycota; Sordariomycetes; Hypocreales; Nectriaceae. Bases 183 to 857 code for a protein of 224 amino acids. The transcript is spliced from 2 exons. The record is from RefSeq and is a predicted model, not a curated record.